Sphaeroforma arctica JP610 is the source of this 465-nucleotide messenger RNA. RefSeq lists its product as hypothetical. Lineage: Eukaryota; Ichthyosporea; Ichthyophonida. The record is from RefSeq and is a predicted model, not a curated record. The annotation marks the transcript as partial. The transcript has a single exon.
GUUUUAUUUCGAAGCGACCCUGCCGUUUGGACUCGGAUCUGCGCCGUACUUGUAUGAUGAGCUAGGUUUGGCUUUGGAUCAUAUUUUCAUUUCGACACUCGCGUUAUGGAUACAGCGAUAUGUGGACGAUUUUCUAAAAGUGCACAAGACAAUACAAUAUUCUAUAGCUUUCGCUGAGUUAGAUGCUCUGUUAGCGCAGCUAGAUACGAUAGGCAUUCCAGUUGCACGACAUAAGACGCUGGCAGCGCUCACAUCUGCUGAGUAUUGUGGCGUUGUUUUUAACACAAUUCUUCACAACGUGUCAAUCUCACAUAAAAAAACGCGCAAAGUACGAAGCCUUAUUUUCCAGCUGGCUGAAUCGUACAAAGGCCACGGUCAAAGAAUGCCAAAGUCUGGCUGGCUCACUGAAUUGGUUGUCAGCAAUUAUCCCAGAGGCUGCGCCACUGAUGAAUGGCAUUUAUAGCC